Messenger RNA from Brassicogethes aeneus, 768 nucleotides. NCBI's taxonomy places the organism in Eukaryota, Metazoa, Arthropoda, Insecta, Coleoptera, Nitidulidae. The record is from the annotation of a GenBank genome assembly.
AUGAAGAUCAAACAGGCCGAUAACAGGAAACAAAGGAGCUGCAUGUCGAUUUUGUCGGAAACUUUCAGAGAUUUCGCUGAGAAUACAAGCAUACACGGCCUAAAGUAUACUGUAAGGAGCGACACCAAUCCUUAUGAAAAGAUGUUUUGGCUGCUGAUAGUUUUGAGCGGAGUAUGCGGCGCCAUUUACAUGACAAUACUGUUCUGGGAGCGAUACACUAGCAAUCCGACGCGCACUACGAUAUUAACAACGUUCGCUCCGACCGUCAUCAUACCGUUCCCGGCCGUUACCGUUUGCAAUAUCAAUCGCAUUAUGGUCGACAAAGUCGACAGCUUCGUAGACGAACUACAUUUAAAAGGCGAUGAAGCCGAGCUGGCCAAAAGAGCCCUACCACAACUAUUGGCAUUCACUCAUCCAACAUUUACAAAAUUCAACGUUACGGAAUUGCAAACACUACAAGCAAUUUUGGAAAAUAAUGAAAUAACAGACAUAAACUACAUUAUGAAGAGAAUUACGCAAUCUUGCCCCGAAAUGUUGGUCAAGUGCGUUUGGAGCUACAAGGAAGAAGAAUGUAUGGAGUUGUUCAGAGAAACGUUGACUGUUAAUGGGCACUGUUGUUCCUUUAACUACAUUGAAAAAUUUGAGUCAGAAAUGGUUCACACACCCUAUCAUGGUCCUUCAUCAGGAUUAUACCUAAUUUUGGAUACAAUGACACAAUCUGUUCAGCAUACCCCACUUUAUUCCAAAGGAAUGCAGGUUAUGAAAUAG